Platichthys flesus (European flounder) is the source of this 7176-nucleotide messenger RNA. Its product is annotated as ankyrin repeat and BTB/POZ domain-containing protein 3-A. Lineage: Eukaryota; Metazoa; Chordata; Actinopteri; Pleuronectiformes; Pleuronectidae. The coding region runs from base 284 to 3382 and encodes 1032 amino acids. The transcript is spliced from 17 exons. The record is from RefSeq and is a predicted model, not a curated record. Gene Ontology annotation, molecular function: protein heterodimerization activity.
ACCUCCGCGCCAGAGCCGUGCCUGCUCUGCGCUCUGUGCUGGGUGCGCGCGGAGGCUUGUGCGCGCUCAGGUUACUCGAGUGAAGUUGUGGACCAGAGGAGAUCGGAGGCAUCCGGCGACCUGAGGACGGAGGAGACGCGUGGAGGCUCCGGAGGAAAGUGGGCAGCUCGCGCCUGUGGCUUCACUUCGCUGGACUGGAUUUACUGGGCGAGGAGACGCACAGGGACGAGUUUGUGGCGUUUAACUGGGGGAGCGAGCAUUCCCAACAGUAUGCGGUGCAGCUAUGGCAGGCAAGGGUAAGACCGUCGUGAGGACGCUGGAGGAUCUAACGCUUGAUUCUGGUUAUGGUGGAGCCGCGGACUCGGUCAGGUCUUCCAGCGUGUCGCUGUGCUGCUCCGACGCGCACCAGUCCAUCGUGCAUGGGGGCAACGGCUGGCAUCUGACGGAAUCCAUGCACAGCCGACAGAACAGCGUGGACACGGUGAACACCGUCCUGGCGGAGGACUCGGAGAUCCUGGAGUGCUCGGGUCAGUGCGUCAAGCUGCCCGAGCUGGAGGACGUGCCAUGGAGCCUCGGCGAGGUGGAGGGCGCACUGAGGAGGGACGAGGACCUGAUGCUGGGGAACCCGCCGCCGGAGGUCCUGGCGCGGCUGUCGGCACUCAUCGGCCGCGCGCUGGUGCGGGUGGCCCGGGAGGCGCAGCGGCUCAGCCUCCGCUAUGCCAAGUGCACCAAGCACGAGAUCCAGAGCGCCAUCAAGGUGGUGCUCUCCUGGACCGUCUCCGUCAACUGCAUCACGGCGGCUCUGAGCGCGCUGUCCCUCUACAACAUGAGCACCGGGGACAAGUUCAGCCGCGGCAAGUCGGUGCGCUGCGGGAUGGUGUUCUCCGUGGGGAAGUUCUUCAGGUGGAUGGUGGAUAGUCGGGUGGCCCUCAGGAUCCACGAGCACGCCGCCAUCUACCUCACCGCCUGCAUGGAGAGCCUGUUCCGGGAGGUGUUCGGCCGCGUCCGGCGCAGCGCGCUGGUGGAGAGGGACAACGGGGUGCCCAAGUUUACGCUGGAGUCUCUGGAGCAAGCCAUCAACGGGGACUCGGAGCUGUGGGGUCUGCUGCAGCCCUACCAGCACCUCAUCUGCGGCAAGAACUCGAGCGGUGCACUGAGCCUGCCGGAGAGUUUGAACCUGCACCGGGACCAGCAGCGCUCCGGGAGGGGCGGCGAGGGCCAGGGCUACUCGCAGGCCGAGCUCCGCACGCUGGAGCAGUCGCUCCUCGCCACCCGGGUGGGAAGCAUCGCCGAGCUGAGCGACUUGGUUUCCCGGGCCAUGCACCACCUGCAGCCGCUGCACAUCAAAAACCCCAGCAAUGGCACGCCUGUCCACCAGAAGACCAGCAGCACGGUGCACUGGGAGCCCGAGGCGCUCUACACCCUGUGCUACUUCAUGCACUGCCCACAGAUGGAAUGGGAGAACCCGAACGUGGAGCCGUCCAAGGUCACGCUGCAGACUGAGAGGCCGUUCCUGGUGCUGCCGCCGCUGAUGGAGUGGAUCCGGGUGGCGGUCGCCCACACCGAGCACCGGCGGAGCUUCUCCGUGGACAGCGACGACGUGAGGCAGGCGGCCCGGCUGCUGCUGCCCGGUGUGGACUGUGAACCCCGGCAGAUAAAAGCGGAGGAUUGUUUCUGUGCCACCAGGAAGUUGGACGCAGCCUCCACCGAGGCCAAGUUCCUGCAGGACCUGGGCUUCAGGAUGCUCAACUGCGGGCGGACGGACCUGGUCAAGCAGGCGGUGAACCUGCUGGGGCCUGAUGGCAUCAACAGCAUGAGCGAGCAGGGGAUGACCCCUCUCAUGUACGCCUGUGUCCGGGGCGACGAGGCCAUGGUCCAGAUGCUGCUGGACGCCGGCGCCGACAUCAACAGCGAGGUCAGUGAUUCUCCGGUGCCCACCACAGUAAACAAGCACCCCUCAGUUUACCCCGAAACGCGCCAGGGGACGCCGCUCACUUUCGCUGUGUUGCACGGACACGUCCCUGUCGUGCAGUUGCUGCUGGAUAACAGAGCGAAUGUGGAGGGCGCCCUGCAGGAUGGGGCUGAGAACUACACGGAGACGCCGCUUCAGCUCGCCGCCGCUGCAGGGAACUUUGAGCUGGUGAGUUUGCUUUUGGAAAGAGGGGCCGACCCCAUGAUUGGGACCAUGUGUCGAAACGGCAUCUCGUCUGCUCCACUGGGCGACAUGAACUCCUACAGCCUGGCAGCAGCACACGGCCACAGGAAUGUGUUUCGGAAGCUGCUGUCCCAGUCGGAGAAGGACAAGGGGGACGUGCUGUCCCUGGAGGAGAUCCUGGCCGAGGGUUCGGAUCCCGGGGAGAAGAGGUUGGCUCUGCAGGCCAACAGCGGCAGCGGGACCCUGCGAACAGGAAAGGCCAAACUGAGAGCCCUGAGAGAGGCCAUGUACCAUAGUGCAGAGCACGGCCAUGUGGACAUCACCAUAGACAUCCGCAGCUUAGGCGUUCCCUGGACGCUGCACACCUGGCUCGAGUCCCUGCGCACCUGCUUCGUCCAGCACCGCCGGCCGCUGAUCCAGGGCCUGCUCAAGGACUUCAGCUGCAUCCAGGAGGACGAGUACACGGAGGAGCUGAUCACGCACGGCCUGCCGCUCAUGUUCCAGAUCCUCCGCACCAGCAAGAACGAGGUGAUAAGCCAGCAGCUGUCGGUUAUUUUCACACAGUGUUACGGGCCCUUCCCCAUCCCCAAGCUCACGGAGAUCAAGAGGAAACAGACCUCGCGCUUAGACCCUCUCUUCCUGAACAACAAGGACAUCUCUGACGUCACGUUCCUGGUGGAGGGGAAACCGUUUUAUGCACAUAAAGUUUUGCUGUUUACAGCUUCAGCCAGGUUCAAGUUGCUGCUUCAGAACCGACCAGCAGCAGAAAACACCUGCAUUGAGAUCAGUCACGUCAAGUACAACAUAUUUCACCUGGUGAUGCAGUAUCUGUACUGCGGCGGCACCGAGUCCCUGCACAUACGCAACACAGAGGUCAUGGAGCUCCUGUCUGCAGCCAAGUUCUUCCAACUCGAGGGCCUUCAGAGACACUGUGAGAUCAUCUGCUCCAAGAACAUCACCACAGAGACCUGCGUGGACCUCUACAAGCACGCCAAGUUCCUCGGCGCGUCUGAGCUGACGGCGUUCAUCGAGGGCUAUUUCCUGAAGAACAUGGUGCUGCUGAUCGAGCUGGACGCCUUCAAGCAGCUCCUGUACGAGCCUCCUCCGGCCGAGAGCCCCGUGUCCAGCCCCGGCAUCUGCUCCGACAUCCUCCUGGACCUGGAGAAGACUCUGGCCACGCGCAUCCACUCCAUCCACCUCUCCACCUCCAAGGGCUCUGUGGUGUGACCCAGUCCUCCCCGGGGGCCUUUCCCAUCCGGAUGCAGCAUCCAUGUAACGCCACCGUUAACACACUGUCACCCCGUCCACCUGCCCUGGCCCCGUUGAUGAGGAGGAGGAGGAGGAGGAGGAGGAAGAGGAGGAGGAAGAGGAGGAAGAGGAGUUUUUCUAUGUCAGGGAUUCCCUUUAAUUCUGCCUGUUGCAGCUAACUGAAGUUAAACGAGACAAAAAUCAAAGGGAGAACUUUCUCACUCGUCCUCCCACUGCUCCCACUUCACGUCCCAUUCAGUCCAAAACAAACUGAGAAUAAUAACGACAAAUAAAAAAAAAAACACAACCCAACAGUAUAACUUAGACCAAACCUCGAUUAUACAACUUUCUAUGGUAUUUCACGUAGAGAACAUGCAUGAAAUACAGACUAUUUACCUUUUGGUUUUGCUUUAUGCUUAAAGAAAAAGGUAGAGUAGAAUCUAAACUCAACACAAGCAGCUUUCUCUCGUCACCUCGAUCAGGAGACUUUGGUUUACAGAUGUCAUCUCUUCAUGGAAGUGGAUGCCGUCGCCAUUUUGAAGUUUCACAAAAGCCAAACACGUGAACAUAAUCCAGAGUACACACCCGAUUUUAAAAAAGUGAUUAGUAGCAAAGCCAGCAGAUACAGAUUCCCAGGUGGACGUGUCCUUUCUGUCUCCUCUGUGUGGGCGUCUCACUGUGUUAUAUCGACCGUGUGCAGAGGCCAAACCAAUCACACCAACUUCCACCGACCGUGGCCGACACACCGCUGAAGAAUCUAUGCUUGAAACGCGGACGUCCACCUGGGAGAGGAAACUUGUGAUAGACCAACGUGAACACACUGUUAUUAUCUUGGGUUCUUUUUUUUGCAUGAGACCUCCUGGAACUGAGCUGACCCCAUGUUGCUUUUUAUGAGGAGCUUACUUUCAUGAACAAGGGGGGGGGGAGGAUGCCUGUUGAACUUUCCAUCCACAGCAGGACAGACGGGACUGAGCGGGACAGACGAGGGACAGACGAGGGACAGACGAGGGACUCUUGAAGUGUAAAUACGUCCUGAACGUCAUCGUGAUGGUUCUUUUUGUUAUUUUCCUUUUUUUUGUAAACUGAUGUACAGUAUCCUCCUCCAGCCGCUGACCACCGGUCUCAUUGAAUUGAAUGUUGCUCCCUGGACAGUUUGUUCCUGCUGUGUGUGUCUGUGUGCGUGUGUGUGUCUGUUUAUGCAAAGUUGCAUGUUUAAUCUGUUUCAGUACGACUCCUGCGUUGCGCUGUAGCUGUGCUCUGUGUGUAGACGGGUCGGAGCUGAAGUUCAGUCACAGGACGUUCCAUUUAUUUCAUUUUCAGAUGUUUGAUGAAGACACAUUCUUUGUUUUUUUUCACCUUUCCAUCCUCAUCUUCUCAGUAACAUCAGCACUGAAUUCAUUAGUAGACGUCGUUUUAUGACAGAUGUAUUUCUAUUCACUUGUUUCUCUGGUCACACCAGAAACUUUUGCAAAAAAACUGUUGGAAAAUAAGAAGUGAAAACAAGUUCAUAGUGAAGAGCAGGCGAUUUAAAUGUCCUCUGACACGGCAGCAGAUCAAAACAUCACAUCACAGCUGGUGGAAGAAAAUUGUGUUGAUCCGCAUUUUCUUUUGAUUGAUUUCUGAAAAUGUAUUUAAGAUUUGUUCUAAAUUCAGAUGUUCGGUUGCAAAGCACAAACUGCUGCUUAAGAAAACAUCUGUUUCUGAUGAAAUAUGGAAAGAUGCUUUGUGUUAUCAACUAAAAACUUUACUAAGACUGAGGAGGAAGAAACACCCAACUACUGAUGUUAGAGCUCUGUUUUGUGUUGUGUCUAUUGAAGGUGGAAGCUGAAGAUUAACACAAUGUGAAGCUUUGAAUAAUUAGCAUUUUGCUUCUGAGUCAAAUCCACAUGAAUUUGUUGACUGUGGCAAAAAGAAAAUUAUCCCCCAAAAAACACAAAACCUUCUGAGUUCACCACACAACUGAGGGUUGAAUCAUCCAAAAGACAAAACCGGAUUCUUCAGUGAGGAAACUGAAAUAAAGAAACAGGCGGUCACACAGUCACUUACACUAACAGGAUCUUUAGUGUUACUGGAUGAGUCACAUGUUUGUGUGUUCGGCAGAAUUGAGAAUAUGUGUGUGAGGACAGAAAGGAAGGGGAAUAUUUCAUUAUAAAUCUAAAGAAAGGGAAACUAGAUCUCAGGCACCUGAACCAGUUACAACAUCGAUAAAUGAAACUAAAGGAAAUGGCAGAUGGGUGUUUAUGUCAGUUAUUGAUCUGGUGAUUGUUCCAUGUGUUGUGAGAUCGUUUUCCUCUUUUUGUGGCUACAGUUCAAAGUUGUUGUUUAGUAUUAAUUUGAUUCCAUGAAGAAAAGUUUCUUGGUUUCCAUCAGCUCUCGAUGCAAAGUGUCCUCUUACCUUGUGGUGGGAGUUUCUGCAUGAAUCUGAUUUCAACUUCAGAUAAAAUACAAAACUUAUGGCUUCAAAUAUUGUAGCACACUCCAAAAAAAACAUCUACUCAAAUAUUUGUUUUCCUUGUUUUGGACUGAAAACCAUGAGAAACCCUGAGGCACAUACAAGUUGGUUUGACUUCUGUAAAUAGUUACAGAAAAUGAAAUAUAUAUAUAUUAUCCUACAACUUUAUUUUCUUACCUACAUACAUAGCGCUAUAUAUUUUAUUUUACAUUCCACAGCUAUUUUGUUUUACAAAAGAGAUAUAAGAAAAAACAGAUGAUAUAAAAAGAUGCUAUAAAGUUUUGAAAUUAAGCAAUAUUUCCAUCGGAUUGUAUUAUUUAGACGAAUAUGUCACAUGGAUUUGGAGCUACAGUAUAAAUGUGAAUCAAAAGACACACAACAGACAAAUGAGUGACUGAGAACAACUGAAUAUACUAUGUUUUGUUUAUAUUUUGUUAAGUUCAAAUUGUCUAUUUGCUUUUAAAUGUAUUUCAGCCAUUUUAAGAGAUUAUAACUUUUUCCCUGAGAGCGUUAACGAAGCAGAUAAGUUAUUAACUGGACAUAAAUCACCCUCGCACCAUACUUGACUUUUCUAUUCACUCAUCCCACACACGCCCAUGUCAUUUAAAAUAGAUGAUUUAAAUGUGCAAAUGUGACUUAAGAUGCAAAACCAGGGUAACAAGGUUCAUAAUGAUGUCAAGCACUGUGUGUGCCAGUGUCACUUUGUAGCCUCACAAUCGAACGUGAGCUUCAGUUGGAGUCGUGUUGUGCGACAGCUGGAUCCGGCUUGAACGUUUAAAACAAGAUGUUUCUAUGAGUCUCAAUGUUUGCGUCCUUAGCAGAAGACUAUCUUUAGCUUGCCCCUGCCCUGGAGCUUCUGAUCCAGCCCCGGGGUCGAGGCUGUAACCGUCGGUUCGCAUGGCUCUUCAUGUUCGGUGUCGUCCAGAAUGUGCUUUGUCCACCAGCUUUGUCCAAACGAGACUCUCUCUCCUCCGGUCGUCGGAGAGUUUUUCUUUGCCUGCGUAUUUGCUCCUGGUGAUAAACGACUUUUCUCCAAUAGAAGCAGUGGAAACAUGCAUGGGACGUUCACUAGGUUUCUAAUCCACAAGGAGGUGUGUGGGGGGGAGGGGGGGACUUUUGCAAAUUUUAUUUUUUUCCCCCUUUGAUGAGAACAUGUAUAUUGUACAAAGUAUGUAUAUGGAAUAUAAAUUAUACAUGGUGUGAGGAGCAGGGAUGUGGUGGAGUAUAACAACAAACAGGAAUGUUACACUCGUGCUACGGUUUCUGUCGUUCCAUGACAUGCUUUUGUGGACAGCUAAUAAACGACCACAGUUCAAAAGGA